AUGGAUUUAGCAUACAACCACCCUCGUCCCUAUGCCCGCCAUCACAAUCGCUCCCUCACCUCCCCGAAUCACCUCACACUCGCCCCGUUAACCUCACGAUUACCCCUCUCAGACCCAGACGCGCUGCCUGACUUCAAUUCCUCUUCUUACAUUGAAGGCCGAUCCGCGCCUACAACGCCCUCGAUCCUCUCCCGCUCCUCGUCCCGCGUAUCAUUAUGCAAACCCGCACAUCUUUCCCUCUCAAAAAGCAAAUCCAGCACGCAUCUCCUUGCUGCUGCCAAACACAAACAAGCUCGGUCCGUUCCCUCGACACCUAGGAAAUCGAAGCUGGGUAGAUCUGCCAUAACAACAGGCCAUGAUGCACAAGGGCUUUCGGAAGGCGACAGGAAUGAUUCGGAUUGGCUCCUCCGAGCCGGUGCGGCUAUCUCCUCCUCGACCAGAGAAUCAAAAGGGCAGGCAUGGUUAGUGUCGCGGGCGAGUUCAACGAGCCUGACUGCACAACGGGAUGAAGAGGAAGAGCAAUUCGAACACGAGCUCGCAAGGGAGAGGAUGGCUAGAGAUAGUAGAAGGGGUAGCGUAGAUGCUGAUGACGAGUUCUCUCCAAUUACCAGGAGGAGUUUGAGUUUUAGCUCGAGGAGUCGGCCUGGAAGUCGAUUUGCUAGUAGGGCGAAUAGUAGGAGGGGGAGUAGGGCGGUUUUGACGCCGCUGGCGGAUGAGAGGGAUGGGUAUUUCGACGUUAGUAAUUUGGACAAGGAGGGGUUAGUUGUAGAGCCGGAUUUUGUGGAUGUGGAUGAAGAAGAAUUCGAGGAUGAAGGCGGGGACGAGGCGAGGAUGGAUGAGGCUGUUGUGAGGAAUCUUGCGAGAGCGAGUAGUGCGGGACUUACAGGGUGGGUUGAGAGAAUGCUUGGGUGGAGUUUGUUCGCUGUAGAUGAAGAUGAUGAAGAUCCCGACGUCGAUGUUGUGGGUGAGAAAACCGAGGAGACGGAGUUGUCCUCUAGGCUAUCGAGGAGGCAUCUUAGAGGCGGUAUGGAAGAAGUGCAAACUGCAGACGUGAUGCCUGCUCUUAGAGAUGAUGAUGCUGGCGGCUGGCAGGAUGCUGCUUGGCUAUUAAGCGUUGCUACGAGAGUGCUACUUUAA
Molecule: messenger RNA, 1137 nt
Organism: Venustampulla echinocandica
Lineage: Eukaryota; Fungi; Ascomycota; Leotiomycetes; Helotiales; Pleuroascaceae
Exons: 1
Coding region: 1-1137 (378 amino acids)
Source: RefSeq, a predicted model, not a curated record